GAAAUGGAGAAGAGAAGGAAUCACAUCUAGAAGGGGAGGAAGAAGAGAAGACUCAAGAUGGGGAACAUGAUGAAACUGAUGGCUUCCAGUUCUGAGACAACUGAAAAGAAUACAGUAGAAAAUGGCAUGUCUAUGGAUGAAGAAAUCUUAACAGUCCCCAUCAGCAACGACCUUUAUGCGAUUCUUAAGAGAAGAGAGAACUACCUAUGCAGUCUGCUUCAAAAGAAGUUUGGUUGCAUAACUAUCCUUAAAAGUAAAAGGAACCCCACUGAAGUUUAUAGGAAGAACUUGAAAGAAGGAAUUGAAGUUUCGGUCUUGUUCGAUGACCUGACCAGGCACGAAGCCGACGCUUUGGUAAAUCCAGCCAAUGAAAAACUGUAUCAUUUUGGAGGCCUUGCAUUUGCCCUUCUGAAAGCCGGCGGGCCAGAAAUUGAAGAGCAGUGCAAGAGUUUCAUUGAGAAGAACGGACCUCUCCGUGCUGGCCAGAUUGCAGUCACUAGUGGAGGACGACUCCCUUGCAAGCAAGUAAUCCAUAUAGUAAGCCCAAGGUGGUCCAAAGACCAACGGGAGCAAUGUUGCCUCAAACUUGAAACAGCCCUUAUAAAUAUUCUGAAAUAUGUUAAUGCGCCAGAAAACCAUAUCAAGUCUGUGGCCAUUCCUGCACUGAGCUCAGGAUUCUUCAACUUCCCGCUGGACUUAUGCACUCAAGUGGUUGUCCAGACUAUAAAGAAUUUUAUUCAGCUAGCCCCGUUAUUUGGCUACUUGCAAGAAAUCCACCUUGUGACCACUGAUGAGGCCACGGUUGAAAUCAUGAAAAGGGCUUGUGAAGAGCUGCUUGGUGGUAAUGAGCUCGUGGUAGUGAGGGGAGCAUCAGAUUCCAUCACGGUGAACAAUCUCUGCCUACAGAUCAAGAAAGGGAAUAUAGAAAAUCAGCAAACUGCCAUUAUUAUCAACUCUGUGAUUGUGCCAGAUGAUCUUUCACAAGGAACCAUUUCAAGAGCAAUUCUGGAAAAAGCAGGUCCACCUUUGCGGGAGCAAUUUCUUGCUGAAUUAAAGAAACUUCCAGCAGAUUGCCCCAAACUGGUAUGCACCAAAGGAUACAACAUUGCCUGUGAGUUUGUGGUCCAUGUAAUAUGGCCGUCUCAUGAGGGCAACACACAGCAGAAACUAAAAGCAGCAGUUUCUAAAAGUCUUCUCAAGACUCAAGAGCAGCAGUUUUCCUCCAUUUCUUUUCCUCCCCUUGGGAUUGAAGAUUUUCAUUUACCAAAGGAUGAAGUGGCACAUAUUAUGGUAGAGCAAAUAAUAUGCUUUGCACAGGAACAUCCAGGGGAAAAGCCAGAUGUCAAUAUUGUAAUUCCACCUGAAGAUGAUGAUGCUUAUGAGGCUUUCUGCACCAAGAUUAUGUCAAUCAAAAACAAGCUGGAAGAAAAAAUUGACUGUUGCAGUAUGGAUGCUAUGGAGAUACAGACUGACAUUCAAGCCAAUGCAAGUUCUGAAAAAAAUGGGCCAUUUGUAGAACUCAUUGGACGCAGUCAUGAAGCCCUGGAGGAAGCGGAACUGUGGCUCAAGAACAUAAUGCAGGUUGAGGACACGAACCAAAUUGUUAUAAGAAAUUACAGCCAUCUAAACCUUAGCCAAAGUCAGCCUGUGGAACUGUCCCAUCUGCAACAGCAUUUUGGUAUCACCAUAUUGGAGAGUUUGACUAGAGAGGGGUCAGCAUUAGAGAUCGAAGGUUCCCCCCAAGCUGUGAUUGAUGCAACAUUCGCCAUUGAAUUCAUGCUACAGAAUACAGCUGACCAGAAUACAGCUGACCAAGAGUGCCUGAAGGCAGAUGGACAUUUGGGAAAUGAUCCUCAUCAGGAAGGGUGCAGAGAGAUGGCAAGCAAAUACUGUCACCAAGUCAUUCCAAUAGAGUCGUAUCUCCAAGAAUUCAAAAACAAAGAAAAACAGCUUGAAAAAUCUGGUCUCCGUGUUCUCAAGAUAGAGAAAAUAUAUAAUCCUGUUUUAGAAUCUGCUUUCCAAAGGAUUAAAAGAAAAAUAGAAGGAAAAAAUAGUGGAAGGCCAGUUACCCAUAGGUUAUACCAUCGUGUUCCAGCUCAAUAUUGCAGUCUGGUCUGCAAAACUGGAUUUCAGACAACCUACUCAUCUUCACAUGACCAAAAGUAUGGAGCUGGCAUCUACUUUAACAAGAAUCCCAAGAACCUAGUGGCAGAUACCAGGGAAAAGUGUGAAAUGGACCACCUGAUCUGUGCAUUUGAGGCAGAGGUUGUAACAGGCUUAUACACUAGGGGCAAUCGAAGCUAUGUAGUACCACCAUUAAUUAAUGCAAGUGGAAUGAAACUCUAUGACAGUGUAGUUGAUGAUAUUCAUAACCCUGACAUCUUUGUCAUUUUUAAUAAGGAACAGGCUCUGCCACUGUAUUUGUUGACUUGUUCCCUGAUUUGGAAUCCAGGGCAGAAGACAGAUUUGGAGUCAUCAGCCCAGAAAAUAUGACACCUCAAACUUCAUUA
Euleptes europaea (tarantolino) is the source of this 2510-nucleotide messenger RNA. It is a transcript of the gene PARP9, whose product is annotated as poly(ADP-ribose) polymerase family member 9. NCBI's taxonomy places the organism in Eukaryota, Metazoa, Chordata, Lepidosauria, Squamata, Sphaerodactylidae. The transcript has 10 exons. Gene Ontology annotation, biological process: negative regulation of gene expression; positive regulation of type II interferon-mediated signaling pathway. Gene Ontology annotation, molecular function: transcription corepressor activity; ubiquitin-like protein ligase binding; NAD+ poly-ADP-ribosyltransferase activity. Gene Ontology annotation, cellular component: cytoplasm; nucleus. The record is from RefSeq and is a predicted model, not a curated record. Bases 58 to 2493 code for a protein of 811 amino acids.